This is a messenger RNA of Oxyura jamaicensis (ruddy duck), 1488 nucleotides long. RefSeq names its product sorting nexin family member 21 (gene SNX21). The coding region runs from base 133 to 1362 and encodes 409 amino acids. The record is from RefSeq and is a predicted model, not a curated record. The transcript is spliced from 3 exons. Lineage: Eukaryota; Metazoa; Chordata; Aves; Anseriformes; Anatidae. Gene Ontology annotation, biological process: protein transport. Gene Ontology annotation, cellular component: early endosome membrane. Gene Ontology annotation, molecular function: protein binding; phosphatidylinositol phosphate binding.
CCGGCGGGGGUGGGGGGGUGGGGGCCGGGUCCCACCACCGCCGCUCCGGAGCCGCCCCGUGCCCCGCUGCCCGUCCCGGCGGGCGGCGGCGGCCGGUGCUGAGCCCUCGUCGCCGUCCGCAGGGCCGCGGGCAUGGCCGCCCGCAUCCUGCACCGCCUGCGGCACGCGCUGGGCAGCGAAGGCGGCAGGGAGGAGCGGGCGCGCGACGGCUGCGAGGCCGAGGACUGCCCCGAGAGCUCGGAGCUGGAGGACGACACCGAGGGGCUGUCCACGCGCCUCAGCGGCACCCUGAGCUUCGCCAGCCACGAGGACGAGGAGGAGGAGGAGGAGGAGGAGGAGGACGGCGCUGGCGAGGAGCCGGGGGAGCUGCCGGAGCCCACGGGGGAGGCCGUGGGCACAGAGGAUGGAGGCAGGUGCCGGGACCCGGUGUCCUGGGAGUGGGACCCGGCAGCGAAGCCCCCCGGCGGCAGCCUGCUGACCCGCCAGCUGCAGGAGCUGUGGAGGAAGUCACGGAGCAGCCUCGCGCCGCAGCGACUGCUCUUCGAAGUCACCAGCGCCAGCGUGGUUAGCGAGCGCUCCUCCAAGUACGUGGAAGAGGCUGCGGCGCAACUUCACGGCCGAGACCAUCGCCAAGCGGAGCCGAGCCUUCGAGCAGUUCCUGUCCCACCUGCACUCCAUUGCCGAGAUCCGCCGCUCCCCCGAGUUCCUCGAGUUCUUCUUCCUGCAGGACCUGCGGGCCGCCCAGCGCCUGACCUGCACCGGCAUGUACCGCGAGGCCCUGGCCACCUGGGCCAACGCGUACCGGCUGCAGGACCGGCUGGGGGUCUGCGGCUCCGGCCGCUUCCUGCUGACGCUGGCCGGGCUGGCCGUCUGCCACCAGGAGCUGGACGAGCUCGGCGAGGCGCACAGCUGCUGCGAGCAGGCGCUGCAGCUGCUGGAGGCCCAGGACAGCCACCCGCUGCUGGGGCCCUUCCUCCAGGCCCACGUCCACCUGGCCUGGAAGGUGGGCAAGGACAAGCGGCAGUCGGAGGCCCGGCUGCAGGGCCUGCAGGAGGCCGGGCUGUCCCUGCAGCAGCAGCCCAGCCUGAAGGAGUGCCUGAUCAAGGAGCCUCUCGAGUGAGCCCCCUCGGGCAGCGCCGGGCUCAGGGUCCGCAGGGGGCGGCACGGCUCGCGCACCAGGGCGGGAGCCGGGGGCAGCGAGGGUCGGGAGGGGGCACGGAGACACAACCCACGUGUGGUGGCUGGGAGCUGCCCCUCGGAAACGCACUUUCUGUGUCAGUGCUUCCUUCGGCGCCGGGUGCUCGCUGCCUGCACCCCCUGCCUGCCGGGGAGCCGGCCGCUCCGCCGCGGGGGGCUUCCUGAGGUGGACGGGGCUCAGCCGGCACUCACAGGCACCGCGUUAAAGGGACGGGAAGGCUUCUGGCCAGGAGCUUCCAGCAACACGCACAAAAAAGGACUUUAUUAAAUAAAGUCUUGGUAGGAAAAAGA